This is a messenger RNA of Liolophura sinensis, 2620 nucleotides long. Its product is annotated as acetylcholinesterase-like. NCBI's taxonomy places the organism in Eukaryota, Metazoa, Mollusca, Polyplacophora, Chitonida, Chitonidae. The transcript has 3 exons. The coding region runs from base 386 to 2236 and encodes 616 amino acids. The record is from RefSeq and is a predicted model, not a curated record.
GGGUAGCCUUAAUUUUCUAGACACUAUGUGAUGGUCAUGCUACUCCAACAACUACUGCCCCACCCACACUGGCCACAGGUAGCUCAGUAGGGUGACACACUCGUGUGAGAAAGUAGGUCACUUGCCCCAGGUAGAGAAGCAGAGUAGGCUAAACUCUAUUAUAUUGACAAGCGUAUAAACUAGGUGCUGCAUGACUCUGCUGAAUGUCUGUUAGAGACUGAAAAAUCCACGGUCAACAAGCUGACAUAUAGUGCUAAAGCAGAGCAGUUUGAGUACCUCCUGGGUGAAGAACAGUCACGAGUGCAGAAACCCGAACAGCCUAUUGAACAUCCUAUUGAACAGCUUAUUGAACAGCUCUAUAUCAAAAUAACUGUGCAGCAGAGACAUGGCAGCAUUAACCUGUCUAGCUAUGCCGCUUCUGUGCUGCGCUGCCAUGUCCACCGUGUUCAUGCUGUGCAGUGGUCAAGGCAUCCAGUCUCCGGUCAACACCACCAGUGGGAUGGUCACCGGCAAAACUCUUGUCUACAAGAGUAAACGACUGCUGGAAUUCAAAAUGGUGCCAUAUGCUGAACCUCCGAUAGGUAACCUCAGAUUCAAACCUGCCCAGCUGAAGACAAGAGAAGCUGUGAAGAUAGAUGGGACGCAGAGUGACUACACUGUCUGUCCUCAGUCCACGAUACACCUGACUCAGCUGGAGAGAGUGGCCUGGAAUCUGGUCAGUGACAAUAGGACUGUGUCAGAGGACUGCCUCUACCUUGAUAUCUACGUCCCCGAGUCCGCCAGCCCCAAGAACCUUCUUCCCGUCAUGUUCUGGAUCCAUGGAGGAGGAUACACCGCGGGGGCGGGGCGCCUUUCCUCUGGGCACGUCCUGGCCGCAGAUUAUGAGGUCAUCCUGGUCACGACAAACUACCGCCUUGGUGCCUUAGGCUUCCUCAACACUGCUGAUGACACGGUUGUUAUGGACAUUGGUCUACGCGAUCAGGUUCUUGCCCUUCAAUGGGUCAACAACAACAUCGCUCACUUUGGUGGCGACCCUGACAUGAUAACCAUUGCUGGUGAGUCGGCAGGGUCAGCAAGUGUUGCCCAGCUGAUGACGUCACCUCUAACUGAGGGGCUUUUUAAGAGAGCCAUACUAGAGAGCAGUGGCUUGAAGGCCCCAUGGUCUUGUCUCUCCGAUCCCAAAGCACCUACCAUGGCUCUGGCUGCAAAGGUAAACUGCACUACUCAAACCAGUCAGGAGAUGGUGGAGUGCCUAAAGUCUAAAAGGUGGGAAGAGUUGUUAAUGUACCAGGGUACCACAUGGGCACCUGCCUGCUCUGGUGGGGUCAUACCCUACACCCAAGAAGAACUGGACACAUCCCAGCUGAGCUCUGAUGUCGCCAAGAGACUUGCCAAGGUCGAUAUUCUAAUUGGGGUCAAUUCUCAAGAAGGAAGCAUCUUGUUUGAACUAUUCUCCAUCAACAAUACUGAUGACCAAGGAGGCGUAUCACAAAAGCUUGCAGACAGCAUGAUCACAGUGCUGCUUCAAAUGUCUGGUCUAAACUAUGAUUAUAUAGAAAAACUUCUGCCAUCCGUAAGAUUCCUUUAUACAGACUGGACGAUGCCAGGGAACACUCUGGCCAGGUCCAGGCAGGUAAAUGACUUGUUUGGAGAUUACUACUUCAUUACCAGUGUGAUAAAGUAUAUUCACCUGCAUGCAAGAGUCCAGGUACCUGCUGAGGAGAAAGGACAGGCAUAUCUCUAUCUUCUACAGCAUCGUCCCUCGUGGAUGACCCAGGCGCCGUGGCAAUACGGAGCAGCCCAUGGAGAUGACCUCUUCUUGGUCUUUGGAAACCCUAUAGAAUACCCAUCCCUUAACGCUACAGCCCAGGAGGUCGUUCUCAGUCAGACAAUCAUGACGUACUGGACAAACUUUGUCAAAACUGGGAAUCCCAACACACCCGAGACCAGAGUCAAUGCCACCUCCCUCGUCCAAUGGCCACAGUUUGAGCUAGACAACCAGACGUAUCUCCAGCUUGACAUCCCCACCAGCGAUGUCUCUGCUGACCACAGGCUGUUUCCCAGGCGUAUGGCCUUUUGGACAGAGUACUUUCCAUCAGAACUGGAACGUCUAAAGUCUGUGAUGGCCCCAGCUCCCUCAUGUGAGAAGGAGCCUUCAAGAAGCUCCAUCACCCAUGCCACUCUCUUCACCAUGGUCAUCUCUUUUGUCGUUGUAGCUUCACUCCAAGGGAGAUAGCAUCCCAUACCUUUAUCUACCAUGCAAAGGCAAUCUGAAGUCCUCUUGAUUGAUUUGCAAGUCCUCUAGGAACCUCACUUGUUUUUCAUGAAUGAUAUUAAAAAUUAUUAUUUUUAAUAGUGCCCAAAUUCAACUGAGCAAAGUAAUAUUUAAUACAUGGUGGAGAUAUGAUAUACAAAUAUGAGGCUAUACAUCUGCUACAAUCUAUCAAUGUACAAGACCUGACAAUCAAUGAGCUACAUAAAGUUACAUUUGCAAUCAGAUUGUUAAAACACAGUUUAAACUUAGAGUUUUGUAUAUCCUGUUUAUAUGUAACUCAGCUGAUGAUCUUUAAUAUAACAUCUUCUCUGUCCAUACCUGCUUGUUUUCUAUGUUCUUGUACAU